This is a messenger RNA of Oncorhynchus kisutch (coho salmon), 2747 nucleotides long. RefSeq lists its product as uncharacterized. NCBI's taxonomy places the organism in Eukaryota, Metazoa, Chordata, Actinopteri, Salmoniformes, Salmonidae. The transcript is spliced from 2 exons. Bases 1949 to 2620 code for a protein of 223 amino acids. The record is from RefSeq and is a predicted model, not a curated record.
GCUACAAAUACUUCUUUACAAGUUUUACUCAGAUCAUUUUACUUAGAUAUUUUACUCACUGGGAUAAUACAAAGGCUGUGUCUGACACUUUUUAGUAUAGCCUACGUGAAUUAUUUUACCUACAUUUCUGUCAAAUUACAAGGGUGUUUUAUGGAAACUUAUUGCAAUGUGUAUAACAUUAUUUUGUUUGUUGCUACAACUCUGGGUGUCAGUUGCUCGAUAGCUGUGGUACGGUUGAGGGCAGCAGUGAACACCCUCAUCCCAGUAGUUUUUUUUGUGUGCACUUGUAUCAUCUGGCAUCAUAUAGUGUCUUUGAUGUAGUACACUACAGUUUAAGUCAACCGUGCUGCCCCACAACAGGUUUCUCUUUCACCAAGACCGAGCUCAGAUAUUCUGUCAUCUCUGCUUCUCUGUAUGACUGUGUCCCGCCCAGUGGCUGUUAGCGUCCGUUGCUUCUAACUACCACUCAAAAGGUAUGACUUCCUCACUGGAGCUACCAGUCCCCUCCAUAAAGGCACAUUCACAUCGGCCUUGUGCUGAAAUACUGAAAGGAGGGCUGCUAUGCUAAUGUAAUGGAGGUAAGAAAGUGACAUACGCUUACUCCACAUAACUAGCUUAAAUGUCGCCAAUGGUGCUAUCGUAUCCGAUCAUUUUCUAUAGAGCAACUGGUUGGUAAGUUGUCAAGGAUGGCGGUCGCGUAUGUUUGCGAUUAGAGCGCCACUGGUUUGAGCCCAGUAAGGGGAUGCAGGGACAGUGGAGGAAGCAAAGCUGUUAGCAGCACACUGGUUUAGGUUUCACUGACAGAGAUGGCUGUUAACACCUUCACUGCUGUCCAAUAUCAACUGGAAAUUGAAAGGACACUAUAGGCAUCUGAGUCACAGACCAGGAGUUAGACCAUUACAAUUCCUCCACUCACCUGUCAACAGAUACAAAUACAGAAUUUUAAAGAUACAUCAUUUUACUUAGAUAUUUUAUUCACAACAAUGAUACAAAGACUCUGACACUUCUUAAUGUAGCCUACAUAUCACCUCCACUUUGAUUAAAUCGUUCACAAUUUUACCUAUGUUUCUGUUUUAUGUAAACUUACUGCAACGUGUACAGUUUUGUUUUAGCUGUUGUUAUACCUCUGUGAACUCCUUAGCUGACAAUGGGUAUCAGUUGCACGACAGCUGUGGUACUGGUGUUAGUAUAAUGGAUGUCACGCUUCUUGCUUAGCGAGUACCACUUCCUGAUUCGGCUCACACAGAGGCUCAAACCCAGGAUCUCUUGUUUUCUAGCACAUGUGACCACCCGCCCGAAGCGUCUUACCAGUCACGCCACACAAAAAGCUAGCUAUAUGGUGGCACAAAGUGGGGAGACUUCAGGGUGAGGAGUAAGUUUUACAUAUCCCCCAUGUGCUACAUUAGAAGCUGUCUUGAGACAGCAACCGUGGACACCCUCAUCUCAGUAGCUCUUUGUGUGUGCAGUUACAUCAUAACUUUCUAGAUCAUUUCCAUGUAAACCUUCUGAAGACACAGCCAAAGAAAACACCAAAUAUUUCAAAAAUCUUUUAGCACUUUGUCAUUGUCACUCCUCAGUUCUCUAGUUCCAUUCACAUUAAUGAAAGAUUUCCAUGGAAGUUGGCAUCACUCGACACUGCAGCCAUGGGAUAGUGAACCAAUCAAAAGUGGAUUGAAGAGUAGCCUUUUCCUCGUAACCCAAUCAGCAUUGUGUAUGCAUGAGCCACUACCACACCCUGCCCUUACAUGGCACGGAGGACUGGCCAAGGUCUACAGAUGGAUGUAAAGGCUGCUAGUUCAGAGACAACAGGGCCACAAUACUAAGACCACUACAACUACUACUACUACAACAGAACCACAACUACCAAGAGCAUUACUACAGAACCAGGAGGGGAACAGCUUCCGACUUGUCUCAGGACGACAGUGAAGUCGUAUGUGUAGCAGCAGCUAUGGACAAGGAGACAGUGGUCAUAAUCCUACAAGGCAUGGAGAAUGUCUCCUCCUUCGCCGCCACCAUCAACCCACUCUUCGACAUAGUCACUGCAGUGGUGAAGGUGACAAAGGACCUGGUCGCCAAAGACCUCACCCAAGACCUGGACACCCAACAAUUGGGCCACAUCCACGCCAAGCUGGAAAGCAUCUCCAAGACAAACCAGCAGAUUCUGAAGCAGAUUCACCUGACCGAGGUCAAUGAGAAGUACAGCAAGUAUGAGGAGUAUAUCAAGCACCAGUACACCGCUCUCAACACCAUGGUGAAACAGUUCAAUAACGACCCUGAGGGAAGAGAGCGCCACAUGAAAGAUUUCCAGGAAGUCUAUGAGAGAGACAAGGAUACCCUUGCUCUAGACACAUACUACAGCAGUGUCAUAAAAGAGAAUAAAACUUUUGAACAAAAGGGUUUGCUGGAGGUGUACCUAGAGCACUACAAGCAAAACCAAGACGUCAUGGAGAAAAAGUGUUCCCAACUGGCUAAUGUCUUUCACAUGGGCCUGAUGACACUAAUGGCAUAUACGGUGGUCACAGAGGAUGAUGAGGUUGAAGUCAGGGAGAAAUGGGCCCCCAGGGUGAAGAAGAUUCAGGCCAAGAUGGAUGAGGCGCUGGCCCAGUGUGAGGGGAACUGAUCCUCAUCAUGGUAGUUAUGGUCGGGUGGGCAUAUGAGGGCUUUAAAGGGAUACUUUGGGAUUUUGGCAAUGAGGCCCUUUAACUACUUCGCCAGAGUCAGAUGAACUCAUGGGUACCAUUUUUAUG